AGCAGCGCGGGGGAGGCGGGAGGGGUUGUUCCCAAGGGUCGCUACAGCUGUCCCGACUGCGGGAAGGUGUUCAGUCGGAAGUCCUACCUCACCCCCCACCUGCGCAUCCACACCGGGGAAAAGCCCUUCACGUGCAACGAAUGCGGGAAGAGUUUCCGGAUCGGGUCGUCUCUCAACAGGCAUAAACGGGUCCAUACGGGGGAGAAACCCUACCGGUGCCUGGACUGCGGGAAGCAUUUCCGGCUCACUUCCACCCUCUGCACCCAACGGGAACGGGUCCAUACGGGGGAGAAACCCUACCGGUGCUUGGACUGCGGGAAGCAUUUCCGGCUCACUUCCACCCUCUGCACCCACCGGAAGAUCCACGCCCUGGAGAAACCCCACGUCUGCCCUGUUUGCGGGAAGGCCUUCCAGGCCAGGAGGUACCUGCUGCUCCACAAAGCCACCCACGGCAAGGAGAGCCCUUUCCCGUGUCCCGUGUGCGGGAAGAAGUUCAUGUUGAGGAAGUACCUGAGUCUCCAUCGGCGGGGGGACACGGGAGAGAAGCCGCACCAGUGCUCGGCGUGCGGGAAUCCCUUCAACCGGAAAUCGACCUUAAUCGUCCACCAGCGGGUCCACACCGGGGAGAAACCCUACCAGUGUCCCGAGUGCGGGAAGAGCUUCAGCACCAGUUCGGACCUCGUCGGCCACCGGAGAAUCCACACCGGUGACAAACCCUACGGUUGUCUCGAGUGCGGAAAGAGCUUCCGGUUGAGCUGCCAACUGGUGAGACACCGGCAGUGCCACACCACGGAGAGACCCUACGGGUGUGUGGUUUGCGGGCAGAGCUACAAGGACAGCUCGGGACUCAUCCGACACAGGAAAACCCACGGGAAGAAGCAGCGGGAAGGUCAGCGAGGGGACGGACGUUACAAAUGUCCCUACUGCAGUAAAAAAUUCCAGGAAAAGUCAGCUCAGGUCCUCCACCGCGCCACCCACGCAACAGCGUCACCCCAUAGGUGCUCCAAGUGCAGCAAGGCCUUCCGGCACGGAGGAUCCUUCCUGAAACACGGACGAAUCCAUACGGGAGAGAGACCCUUCAGGUGUCCCUGCUGCCGGAAGGGCUGUCGCGACCGGUCGACCCUUCGGAGGCACCAGCGGAGUCACGCCGAGGCGAAACCCUUCAGGUGUCCCAGCUGUGGGGAAUGUUUUGGUACCCUCACGGCCACCCUGGAGCAUCAGCAGCUCCACAGCGAGGGGGGGACUUCCGAAUGCUCCGACGGCGGGAAGAACUUCCAGGCCAAUGACUUCCUCCUCGUGCACCGACGGAUCCACACGGGAGAAAAAUCCUACACCUGCGCCACCUGCAAGAAAACCUUCCACCACGCCUCCCGCUGCAGGAAGCACCGGGAGAGUCACCGGAAAACCAGGGUGUUGCGCGACCGCACGCUGAGAGGGAAGGUCCGGCGCGGGGCGGGCGCGGGAUGCGGCGAUCCACCGGCGAGUCCAGGCGGGCCUCCCGCAGCCCAAGAGCAAGAGAAUUCGGGAUGCCCGGAGUCUGUCGGCCGGUCGGCCGCGGAUGUGCCCCGUGUCUCACCCGAUGACCGCGGUUGUGUGAGUGUUGGCACGCCCAGGGUUGGAGCCCGCCGCUAG
This is a messenger RNA of Eurypyga helias (sunbittern), 1632 nucleotides long. Its product is annotated as zinc finger protein 345-like. The record is from RefSeq and is a predicted model, not a curated record. Lineage: Eukaryota; Metazoa; Chordata; Aves; Eurypygiformes; Eurypygidae.